CCAGCCCGAUUAAAAUGACAUAUGGCGCCUACAACGUGGGACGUGACCUGCCCAUCCCCCAGAUAAGUGACAAUUUGGCUACCUAUGCACUAUGGCCUUCUCUUCUGCUCGUUGAAGAGAUCUCCAAAGGCCUCUGCCCUUUCUUCACGAGACUGUUUUGCUGUUUCUGGAACAUUUAUCUCUGGACCACUCUGUGGUUUCCGCCCAACGCCAGCCCGCAUGAGCUGGCUUUCCGCUGCGGGGCGCGGGGCUUUGGGCGUGGGCUCCCCCCACGCUGCUCCGCCUCCGAGAGCAGGGCAGCAGGCAUGGCGGGCAGGGCUGCAGCCCAUCCUGGCAGCUACACCGGGGCACUUUGGCCCGCGCCUUCUGCACGGCUGGCCCACCCGCCCUUCUGCUAUGAAGUCUGGACAGAUCCUGGACCACCUGGAGACCUCGGGCUCCCUGCUGAAACAGGGCCCCCUGGCCGAGAUCCCCAAUUCGGCUCUGAAGUCAGAAAAGCUAGAAUACAGAGAGAUUCCUGCAGAGAUCGCUACCUACAAUUCCUGGAGCUGAAGUUGCGCAAGAAGCCACCUCUGGACAAUGCAUUCCCCAAACGGCUAAGACAGUAUAGAUCUAAACUCGUGUUUAAAAUGACAUGUCUUCGUAACAAAAGUUUUCCUCCUUGUGUAUUGAAGACCAUGUUUACGUAUGUGUUUAAAGUUUGGUAAACAUUAACUUUAAGGUUAAAAAUGUAACUUUAAGGCUAUAUUCUUACCAGACAGUUAAAUGAAAAAGGUUUUCAACAUAGUUCUCAUAAAGGUAAAAUCAACUUACAUUUAAAGUCUGAGUUAAAAAUUAGUUAAAAAUCAAUUUAUUUUAACUGUUAGUCUAAAAAAAAGAAAAAAAACCCUGCGCAUACCUAGGGUGUGUCUCCAUCUUCAAUGGGUGUAACAAAAAGUUAAAUAGACUUGUUGAUAUGUAAAACUCUCGAAUCCUUCUCAAUUAGAAAUGGUAGAUUACACAAUGGUUAUGCUAAUGAUUCUCAUGCCUUAGGUGUUUUUUUUUCCUAUGGUUCUUCUGUUUACCUUUCCACAUUUUAUUGUUUAAACUUUAAACAACCUUAAAAUCAUACUAAAAAAGACUUCCAAUUGUAAUAGAGUUAUCAAUUGUAGUAAACUUCUAACCUGCUACAAGUUUUGUUUCAUAAAUAAGUGAAUUGCAGCUGUCAAUUUCUCUACAGAAAAGUGGAAUUCCAACAGUUGACCUUCCUCAUACAACGUUCCACCCCCUGGCAUUCUUCAGUGGACAUCUGCUUUGGACUGACACUUCUAUCGGACUCACUGGUACACCUCUUGGACACUUUACACAACUCUACAGCAGCUUCCCUUUAUGCUGCUGGGUUUCUCAAAGACUGCAGCCAGCUGCCUUGGGACUAUAGGCCAUACCCCCACCCCAUGCAAAGUAAUGCCCACAGAAAAAAAAAAUGCCCGUCGAGGCAAAAGCCCACAGAGGCAAAAAAUGGCCCCCUCAGGCCUUCCCUUGGCAGCACACUGGUUCUUGUUGCUCGCUUACAUGUUCUUCCAUGUUUGUGCCAGUUUCUUUUUUUUAAAUGCCUGUACGAUAUAGGUUUCUGUUCACCCCACACUCCUGAUACUAUGGUCAUUUAGUUAAAAAGAAAAGGGGGAACUGUUGCUAUGCACUCUCCCCCGCCGGGAGAUUUGGUUUAGCCCUUGCUAGUUUUCACACUACUCCCUUCUCCUCGCCCCCUAUCCUACGUACUUCCUGGGUUCCUGCUGUAGCCACCAGAGGAGAAGGAUGCAGGACGAUCUGUGUGGUGAUUAGUUUAGGAGUCCCUCUCUGCCGCCGGAGGAGAAAGAUGGAGGAGCACAUGUUUGCCCACUCGUGAAUAAAGAUUAAACUGCGUUUUCAGAUCAGCCGUGUGUCUCUGGUUGUCUCUGUUACCCGCCCAUGAACCCAGCCGGGUAAAACGACACCAACUGAGCAAACUUU
Molecule: messenger RNA, 1989 nt
Organism: Erinaceus europaeus (western European hedgehog)
Lineage: Eukaryota; Metazoa; Chordata; Mammalia; Eulipotyphla; Erinaceidae
Exons: 2
Coding region: 15-707 (230 amino acids)
Source: RefSeq, a predicted model, not a curated record